AUGACCGACACAGCACCGGUAUUGAAAAUUCCAGACACACAGCUUAAAAGAUAUGACAGCCUCACCAAGACGUUCAUUGACAGAUUUGGUCAUCCUCCCAAAUUUUUUGGCCGAGCUCCAGGCCGCGUCAAUAUCAUAGGUGAACAUGUGGACUACAGUGAUUAUGGAGUGUUACCGAUGGCGAUCGAACAAGAUGUCGUCAUUGUAGUCUCACACGAUCAGACGUUCAACAAAAUCGUCGUUACCAACACAGACCCAGCUUUCAGUGACUUCGAGUGUGAUAAAAGUGAAAUAAAAAUAAACAAAAAACAUCCGGAAUGGUACAACUAUUUUCUAUGUGGUGUAAUGGGUAUCUGCCGUCAUCAGGGGUUUCCAAGUGAACUGCUACACGGCAUGUGCUGUAUGGUAUCUGGCUCGGUGCCAACGAGUGCAGGCUUGUCGAGCUCUAGUGCUCUGGUAUGCUGUUCUGCUCUCGUCACUAUGUAUGCAAACCAGCUGUCCAUUCCAAAGGGGACUCUGGUCGACUUGAGUGCUGAUUGUGAAAACUUCUUGGCGACGUCAACAGAAGGAGGGAAUAUGGACCAAGCCAUAGCCUUUAUGGCUGAGGAGGGAUUGGCCCAGUUGAUUGAGUUCUCGCCAUUGCGCAUUACACCAGUAGAGCUUCCACCGGAAGUUGUCUUCGUAAUCACACAUAGUUGUACUGAAAUUCACAAGGGAACAACGGCCUGUUUCAACAUCCGCGUGGUGGAAUGUCGCCUUGCUGCACAGGUUAUUGCCAAGAAAAAAGGUUUAGAUUGGCGUCACGUGACAACUCUGCGAGAUGUACAAGAGAAACUUGACCUUGCCCUCAAGGAUAUAUUACUCGUUGCCAAGGAAAUGCUUCAUACAGAGGCUUACACAAAGCUUGAAAUUUGCGAGGUAUUAGGAGUGACAGAGGAUGAGCUAUCCACAACUUCCUUGAUAGCCUUUACUGAAAAUGAGACCGUCUUUCAACUACACGACCGGGCAGUACACGUGUACAGUGAGACAGAGAGGGUCUACCAGUUCCAGCGUAUCUGUGAAAGUAAAGACCCUAAUUGUCUACAACAGAUGGGCGAUUUAAUGUCAGCGAGUCACUGGAGUUGUGACCAUUUAUUUGACUGCAGCAGUGAAGAGCUCAACACUCUUGUCCAAACAUGCAUGCACGCCGGUGCCCUGGGAUCACGCUUGACUGGAGCUGGUUGGGGAGGAUGCGUUGUUUCAAUGGUGCCAUCCAGUCAAGUUCAAAAGUUUCUCCAGCAGGUCAAGGACAGAUUUUAUGCAAAUGAGCCAUCAAGAUCUGGCAGAACGGAUUCUUCCAUCUUUAUUACCAAGCCUAGUGGAGGAGCGGCUAUUUAUAAAAUUUGACCAACAAACAUUGACAACUGACCACAAAAAAGUUUUUGAAAAAUAUUGCUAAAAAUGCACCUACUGACACAGAAAAUGAAUUCACAGUA
Messenger RNA from Ylistrum balloti, 1475 nucleotides. RefSeq names its product N-acetylgalactosamine kinase-like. The coding region runs from base 1 to 1386 and encodes 461 amino acids. The transcript is spliced from 9 exons. Gene Ontology annotation, molecular function: ATP binding; galactokinase activity. The record is from RefSeq and is a predicted model, not a curated record. Gene Ontology annotation, biological process: carbohydrate phosphorylation; galactose metabolic process. NCBI's taxonomy places the organism in Eukaryota, Metazoa, Mollusca, Bivalvia, Pectinida, Pectinidae. Gene Ontology annotation, cellular component: cytosol; cytoplasm.